AUGCCACGCGGACGUCGUAGGCGGGAAGCUACACCCCCAAGGGUGCUUAGGAAUAGGAGGCCGCAGGUGCAGGAGCCAGCCGCACCGCAGCGGCACGAACGCCGGAAUCUACGUGGACAGGGGCCACAGGUGCUGGAGCCAGCCGCACCACAACGGCAGGAACGCCGGAACCCUCGUAUACAGGGGCCGCAGGUGCAGGAGCCAGCCGCACCACAGCAGGAAGAACCACAACGACAGGAGGCGCUUGAGGGAAGCCCAAGAGCCCAGGGGGACAGACGGAGUACAGGCCGUGGCCAGAAGCGGACACAUGAGACGUUAGAGGAGGACGCUUUGGAUGACAGAGUCAGGCAGUCGAACUCUGAUGUAUGGGUCCUUGGGGACUCAAUCCCCUACUGGGCUGGUGUCCGAGCGAGGGAAACGGGAAAAGAACACCUUCGUCUCAAUGGACUGACGGUAGAGUGGCUAGGUGUGAGAGGCCUUCACUGGAGCGAAUUGAGAAACCAAAUAGAAGCAAAGGUUCUGUUUUCUUCUCCCCCGUCUAUUAUUAUUUUACAUUUAGGGGGGAACGACAUUACGUCGUCUACCACCGUACAAAUCAAAAUUAUCAUACGUGAGGAAAUAACCUAUUUACGUGAAGCCUUCCCUGAAGCAACACUUAUAUGGGUAGAUAUAUUACCUAGGCGCACAUGGAGGGGGGCUACAAAUCUUAAAACCAUUGAGAAAAAACUACUCAGAUUAAACAGGUUAGGGCGGCAGCUGGUCCUCUCUUCUGGAAAGGCAGACAUUGUGAAACCAGAUAUUGAUACAGAAACAAAUUUUUUCGAGGGGACGGUGUCCACCUUAAUGAUGUAG
Mercenaria mercenaria is the source of this 852-nucleotide messenger RNA. RefSeq lists its product as uncharacterized. Bases 1 to 852 code for a protein of 283 amino acids. Lineage: Eukaryota; Metazoa; Mollusca; Bivalvia; Venerida; Veneridae. The record is from RefSeq and is a predicted model, not a curated record. The transcript is spliced from 2 exons.